AUGCCCGCCCAGAAAGACCCAGUAAAGCAGACACGGAAGAGGCCCUCAAAGUCCAGGGGUCUCCUGACUUCGCGGAAAGCGCAGGAAGCAUUACCUCGACUCCCUGGACAACACACUGCUCUGAAGCUGCCAAAGUUAAGAAUUACAAACGACAGGAUAUUGGUUGUAAGGGAAGUUGACAGCUUAGCGCAAUCGCUGGAUACUGACGAACCAUUGGAUGCGUUCGAUCUUGAGCAAGCUAAGGACCUCGAACGUCAACGGCAACUCCUAUAUUUAGCCGAGGUCGAGCGACAGGAAGGCUACAUACACCCUGUUCAAGGUGAGCAAGAAAGCGCUAUGCGCAGCACACUUGCUAAUGAUGUGGAUAACGAUGAUUUCACUGCUGCAUUCAUCCUGAGGGAGAUGGCAAACAGCGAUAUCACUGGUGAUCCUGAGGGCAUGGAUUUUGUCCAGAGGCUCAUGAAUCCGUCCGCUUUUGGAAGGACUUUGAAGUCGACCCACUCGGCUAAUGAAGAGAACACGCGCGAGGAUCCACCCCUUCGUCGUUCGACACGAAAUAAGACUUCCGCUGCUCCCGGAAGUAGAGAUUUGUGCUCAAAGACCAUCGAAUCUGAGCAACCAGCACCUGAGCCCUUGAAAUUGGAUGAGGGCGAAGGUUUCAUGCCAUCCGCGGAAGAUGACUUCAAAUUUAAGUACGACAGCCCUUCCGGACUUCAAGCUAAAGAACUUGACGCACUCUUGAAGCCUCCGAGUCGUCCUAAGGCCUUUCCGGCUGAUCUUGCUGGUGAGAAGACUUUCGGCCAUAAGAGCUACAAAGGUUUUGGUAGUAGGCCGAAGGAGAAUGCUGCAAACGAUAGGGUCAGAGAAAUGGAACUCGAACAUGCGCGAACACAGCAAGACGUAGAGAUGGCUAUGGAGCAAGAGGAUAUGUGGAGCGAGUUUUGGGGUGUUGAUGAAUGGAAGGAGUAG
Molecule: messenger RNA, 969 nt
Organism: Alternaria viburni
Lineage: Eukaryota; Fungi; Ascomycota; Dothideomycetes; Pleosporales; Pleosporaceae
Exons: 1
Coding region: 1-969 (322 amino acids)
Source: RefSeq, a predicted model, not a curated record